Messenger RNA from Naumovozyma castellii, 1308 nucleotides. RefSeq names its product Stp3p (gene STP3). The record is from RefSeq and is a predicted model, not a curated record. Bases 1 to 1308 code for a protein of 435 amino acids. The transcript has a single exon. NCBI's taxonomy places the organism in Eukaryota, Fungi, Ascomycota, Saccharomycetes, Saccharomycetales, Saccharomycetaceae.
AUGGAAAAUAGUUCAAUUAAUAUACCAUCACUUCCCCCAAUUUCGUCCUUUGACAGUUUGGUCAGAGCAGCGGAAACGAAAUAUAGAAACGUGGAUGCUGAUUCUAAUGACGAUAGAAAUGGGAGCCCCCUGGGUAAGAAUUUUACUCAUGCGUCUAUGCCCAACUAUAAGAAGACCAUGUUGCCCUCAUCAAGGAGGAGUGGACUCUUAAGUUAUCAAUUAUUAACUUCUAAGAAUAAUAGUAGUGCAAGUAUAUCACAGGAUAGUUACGCAUCCACGAGGACCAGUGACGUUGAAUCAGAAGCACGAGAAGAGUCUAUAGCGUCAGAAAAUAGCAAGGUGGGUGGUGAUCUCAGGGGUAAAAUUACCAUGACAGAACCAUUGGUACUUCCGGCCUCUGUUCCCAUGGAGAUGCCCGUUGCAGCACCAAUUGCUAGCAACGCCGCAACAGCCAUUGAUAUUCCUCCACAAUUACGAGCUGAAACGUUGGCAUCUGUGGAUUACAUGCCCGAAAUAACAAUGGAAGACGGAUUACAUUCUAUCUAUUCCGCUGCCAUGUUAUCCAGUGAUUCAUUAUUGAAGAGAAGACGUGGCGAUAUCAUGUCACCACCCAUACCUAAAUUAAAGACACCUACAAUUGCGACCAAUAAUAGUAAUGUCAAGAGUAGAAGUGUGACACCUGCGGUACCAGCCCCCACGAAUGCGACCCUCAUUAAUGAUCCCUUGGUGUCUGCCAAGACAAAGAGAAGAAAGAAACAAUGUCCCAUUUGUUCCGGGUACUAUGCUAAUUUGACGACACAUAAGGCUACACAUUUAGUUCCCGAGGAUAGACCGCACAAAUGUCCAAUUUGUCAGCGUGGGUUUGGUCGUAACAAUGAUUUAAUAAGGCAUCAAAAGAGACAUUGGAAGGAUGCGUUACCGGAGGGGAAGAAGGCAAGUGGUGGUGGUGCAGUCGCCAAUGGAACGGAGAGUGCACAUGAUCAUUUGAAAUCGUUGCAUCAAUUAAGUGGUGCUUAUAAGUGUCCCUAUAAUUCUACUCUAAUUCAAUUAGAUAUGGAGAUGUACCCGUUCAAGAAGCAAUUAAUUAAUUUCGAGACUUUGAAUUGUCAUCCCUCGGGGAUUUUCUCUAGAGGUGAUACGUUUAAAAAUCAUUUGAAAGCGUUACAUUUCCAAUACCCUGCUGGGACGAAGAAGACAGAGAGGAAUUCUGUUCCUGGUAAUUGUAAGCAUUGUGGUAAACAUUUUGCGAAUGUGGAAGUUUGGUUACAUGAUCAUGUGGGGGAAGAAUGUGGAUAUCGUUAUAAUUAA